This is a messenger RNA of Cylicostephanus goldi, 450 nucleotides long. Lineage: Eukaryota; Metazoa; Nematoda; Chromadorea; Rhabditida; Strongylidae. The record is from the annotation of a GenBank genome assembly.
CUGAUCACGUCGCAAAAAAUGCGAAAUACGCAAGAAAUGCGAGCAGAAGUCCAUCGUUUACCAGCGACGAAAGAAAAUGAGGAAGAACUGCAGCAGAAAAAGCAGUCCGCUUCUAUUGGUCUCGGCACGAGUCCUAAUGGAAACAAUAACGGGUUUAACGUUGAGAAUAUUCAUUCAACAUUCCAACCAUGGCCUUCCAUCGAGGAAGUUCGGGCAAGAAAGGAGCAGCUGCUCAAAAAGACGCCAUUACCUUUUUACAAAACCCAUGUGCAUCAUUCGGGACCUGGUGUUAGUCCUCAGCAACAACCUCAACCUGGCCCAAGUACAAGAUAUCCAAGCACAAUUCCAAAAGCAGCCAUACCUCCGCACAGGAAGUAUGAGCAAGAGCUGGUAGGCGCAGAAAACAAUUGCAAAAACACGAUUGCUGUAGUUUUCGGUACAUCCAAUUAG